AUGAUGUCUUCCAACCCCAGACCUCACCGUAACAAGAAGAACAAGAAGAAGCGUACGUCCUCAUUCUCUCAGACAGAAAACCUCAACAUCACCUCGCCAACCCCAACCAAGGAUACUGACAACUCUCAAUUAGCCGCACAGAUGGCUUCUUCCAACGAGCUUGUUGACCAGCGCAUCGAGUCGACACCUCUUUCGCCUGUUGCUCCUUCGUUCACUCCUGCCAGCACUUUGGGCAACAUUGCCGAGGACGUCAACGUGGAAGCCGCUCUUGUCUCUGGCACUUCCUCUGCGGCUACUCCCGGGUCUCCUCUGAAAACCACCGAGUACAUCGAUUUGGACACUCCGGUCUCCUCUCCCACUUCCUUCGCUGCUUCUGUUACCGAUGCAGACGAGAACAAUGAUACUCGCUCCAACGUUGCGAAUGCCGGGACUCCUGUGGUCGGUGCCGGUGCCAGGGCUGCUGGCACUGACCCUGCUGCUGCCAGCUCUGGUGCUGCUGCUGUCGACAUAGGUCUUACUUUUGGCAACGCUGGUGCUCUUGCCAGCUCUGGCUCCGCUGCUGCCAACGCGGACGCUGCCAACGUGGGUUCCACCGACGCUUAUUUGGAGGAUGAUGAGUACGAGCCUCCUCAGCCCGGCACAGCCUACAACUGUGCUGAAGAGCAAGCCCGCACCACCAGUGCAGUUGAGAUGUUCCGACAGAUUCGCGCCGACCGUACACAGGUCAUUGAUGUCCCAAUGACUCCUUUGGGAUCCCCUGUCAACGGAAAUACCGACUUCCAAAUCUGGCAGACUUCUAUGGUUCUUCUCGUCCGCCAGCAUGGAGUCUACGGUGCCAUCGAUCCUGGCAUCCACUCCCUGCCGCCUGGCCACGAGCUUUACUUGUGGUAUGUGCACAUGCUCGACAUCGCCUGUGCCUUGAUUUGGAAUAACCUCUCUGCGGAGCUCAAGGCAAACCGCUGGCUCCGGUUGCUCUUCUUCCAAAAGAUGCCGGAGAAGCUUUUCAGGGUCCUUGCCAUUUCUUUCGGUGAAGGCGGCGACUUUCAAGACGUCAACACGGUGAUGGGUGAAAUCGAUCUCCGUCAUCCUUAG
Molecule: messenger RNA, 1092 nt
Organism: Penicillium antarcticum
Lineage: Eukaryota; Fungi; Ascomycota; Eurotiomycetes; Eurotiales; Aspergillaceae
Exons: 5
Coding region: 1-1092 (363 amino acids)
Source: RefSeq, a predicted model, not a curated record